CGAUCCUAGAUAUGCAAGGGUGUUGGAGAACCGUGACUAGGCCGAGUCAAAUGUCGUCGUUGAUCAGACGCUUGCCACGCACCGGCAGCAUUUCUGUCGGCAACGGCAAUAGUACCGGACGCCAACCCCUCCCCACCCCAAGUGGUUCUUGCACUUCUCGAUUGAUUCCUUUUCGACACAGUACAUGAAUGCCUUGAAUGCAUCUGGACUCACUCUUACUCCUCCUCCCCUCCCCCUGUCCUCGCAACAUGCACGAGACGAGCAGACUGCUCGACGCUGCGAGCGCACUCUCCCGACUGCUACGAGCCGCUGAGGUGCCUCAUGCAUUUUACGGCAGUGUAUACACCGCGAUGCUGGCCAACGCACCACAUGCCGAUGAAAUCUUCUGUAUAGUUGAAGGUGGUGCCUCCCACCCUUUCCGUCGAGUUCGGCAUGCUUGCGCCGGGAGCGAAGACUUUACGACAGUGAUCUCCCCUUGGAGCAGCAGGUUGCAUGCCACGUACCACGGGUACAUUCCUUCCAUCGAUAUUGAAAUUCUGCCCGCUGGAGAGCAGGGUCCACGGCGUCUCGACUCGUCUACAGUGCAGAUCAUUCGCCGUAUCCCUUUCCUUACAAUGUCCGAAUUCAUUAGGGCAAAACUAAAAGCUUGGGCGCUUCGAGGCGCCGAGAACGACGCGCGCGAUAUCAUCUUCACUAUAUCGCGCUACUGGAACAGAGUAGAUAUCAACCGAAUACCGGAGCAAGAAAUGAACGACUUUGUCUGCCAACACAGGGAGGCAGCCGCAGGGUGGAUGGAGCUCAAGCGAAAAUAUCGGGAGUGAGUCAUCGCACCGGCUUCCUAGCUUUUAGAGUUGGCGUCUUCUUGACUUAUCAUCAGUUUAGGUCACGAUGAUUCAUGAACCCUUCGCGAGGGGAACGGACCCUCGUUCUCGAACUCAAUAGCGUUCAUGUAGGGCACCCAUGCCUACCCUACAAGGAUGCGGUAAAUCUUAUGGAUCAUGCAUGGCGGUCAGAGACGAUAUAGUUCUACAACUGUACUGAUUGCACCCCAAUUUGCGAGACUCUGCUUCUCGGCCUGUGCCAGAAACUCGUGCGGACUGUCCCGCUAAGGGAUAUGAAGCGCAAAGAGAACAAGUCCAGUCCGUUCCAGAGUGGUCUGCAGCCCUAGCAGCGAUCACGCGAUGUCCGUCUUUACCACAGAGCCGUUCCCAAAUGAAGCAGGACAAUGCCAGGAAAGUGCCAGCCACG
Molecule: messenger RNA, 1248 nt
Organism: Fomitopsis serialis
Lineage: Eukaryota; Fungi; Basidiomycota; Agaricomycetes; Polyporales; Fomitopsidaceae
Exons: 6
Coding region: 198-821 (207 amino acids)
Source: RefSeq, a predicted model, not a curated record